GUCGUCGACAUGAAAAACUCAACUACUUUGAAAAAAAAACUCGUCUUACGCGCGCACACAUGCGAGUUGCCUAGGACGUCGGGUAGCACUUUGCAGAAAUUGCAUCCGAAUGCGGCGUUUUACAUCCGCUGGAAGCGAAAUCUUCAGAAACUCGUUCUGGUCUCACCCCGACAUCCUUUGACGCCGGUGAUUUUGCGCAGCCAAGCGGCUGUCACUUUCGAAAGGAAGAGACACUCGAGAUCGUCCAAUCGAUGGAUAAUUCAUCCCUGCAGUAUGUUGAGAUUUUACUGGGACGUGAUAAUGACCGUCACAUUUCUGUAUAUUUUUGUGACGGUUCCAUAUAUUGUGUGUUUCCAUAGAAUUGGACUGAGUUGUUACGUUCAGCACUGGAACAUUGUUUACCCAGCUUUUGUCUUUUGUAUCAUCGAUAUAUUUUUAAAUUUCGUCACCGGAUUCGUGAGUUCGGACAGACGCGAGGUCUUUCUUGACAGUGUGUUGGUGAUGCGACAUUAUGCAAAAGGAUAUUUCUUCGUCGAUCUCAUCACUUCGAUACCGUACACGUGGUUCUAUUCGGGACGUAUUUUGCAGCCCGGUCCGGAUACGAAUUACGCGAUUCUUAUCCUCGAAUUUCUGCCAAUUUUGAAAAUAAUUCGCAUGCCUACAGUACGAUACAACAUUCGGCAAAUUAAUGCGAUGUUCGGAGUCAUUCAAGCUCGAGAGACGACGAUAUGGCUAUUCAUUUUAACGCUAUUGAUCUUUCACUGGAGCAGCUGUAUAAGUUACGUUUUCCCGUUUAUGGUCAGACAUGUGGAAAAACAAUCGAUGAUCGAUUUUCAUUACUAUGCGACACAAUUGGAAGACGUUUCCGAUUGGAAAAUUUACGUGACAUUCGUACAUGUCGGAGUGAGCAAUUUGAUCGGAUCCACUUUUACGGAAUUUGAACACUUCGGACUUUUGGACAAAAUUAUACGAUGUAUACUUUUGUUCAUAGGAAAGGGCUGUGCGAUUUAUUUGAUCGUUACAAUCUUGGAUCUUUUGGAAUCGCCGACCAAACUAGAGCUGAAACAUCAGCAAAUUAUGCGUCAAGUAAAUGAAUAUAUUUGUCAGAAAAAACUUCCACGAUAUCUGCGAGACAAACUGAUUUUUUACUACGAGUGUCGCCAUCAGGGCAAUUUUUUCCGGGAAAAACUGAUCACCGACACUCUUUCCAGAUACUUAAAUCAAGAAAUUCUACUACGCAGUCAUGAUUUGUUCGAUGCAGAUAUCUUCCGAAGUCUAGCCUCUAGCGUUCUUGCCGAUUUAAUAAGCAAAUUGAAAUCGGUGAUAUAUCUCGAGGAAGAUGUUAUUUACAAAUUCGGCACCGAGGGUGACUGCAUGUACUUCAUAGCCAGCGGAAGUGUAGCGCUGAUUACGUGGUCGGGAAAAGAAAUAUGUCACUUAGACGACGGUGAUCAUUUCGGCGAAGUAAGUCUGGUCUGUCCCGAUCAGCACAGAACGGAAUCAGCCAUCGCUGUGGAAGUGUGCGAGUUGCUCCGUCUGGAUCGUCGCGACUUCCGAUGGCUAUUUCCUGUUGGUUCGGAAUUUUACAAGAUCUUGGAACGUGUUGCGCAGGAGUAUCUGCAACGGAUCAAGAAACUAAACGAUCAACCGUUCAACGCGCGAGAAACGACCUAAAUAGUUGCGUUCGUGUUCUCGCGAAUUAGUGCGAUCGUCCUUGCGCGCUAUGAGUGUAAUUAAACAAUAUUAGAGGCACAAAUUACAUUGCGCGAAGCGAGAAGCGCAAGAGAGAACGGCCGUAUAUUUGUGUGACCCGGCAUUCCUGCACGUCCCUUAAAAGAUACUAAUAAGCGAUGGUGUGUAUAAACGGUAUCCGAUAUACCGCUACAUGCAGAGCAACGAUUUUGCACCGUAAUAAUUUUAAUGAGCUAUCGCGCUGUAGUUGUUUGCCUAAUUGCCAAACAAUUUUUAAACAAUUGAAUUACUUUAAGUUUUUUUAAUCGGUCGAAUUUAUUCCAAUUUUAACGCGCAUUAAUAUUUGCGACUUUAAAAACAGUUUUGUUUCUUCUAAUACAAAGUUUUCGUCAAAAAUUACAAUCCGGAAUAGAAAACUACGGUCGUCGUGCACAAAUAAAUUUUCUUUUCGGAUCGGCGAUCGAAAGCAGAGAUAAGAGAUAACAUAGAGUGUGGAUGUAACUGACAUUGUCGGAGUAGUGCAAUUCGAAGCAGUCCGAACGUAAAUAUGUGACCGAUAUACAAGCGCGAAGAGAGGCGCACCGCUUAUCUAUUUCUCCCACUGACCUACUAAAAUCGCCAUGUGCCCGGUACGAUUCUCGAAAUAACAUCGUCGUUGAGAAGAGAGAAACCGGCCACUCUGUUUGAUUCUACAGCAACGGAAAAACGACAACAACGGGGGAAAAAAAAGAGGCACGAACGAACUCGAUAAAAGGAUAGUCGUGUCGGCGAAGAAUGAAAAACGAGCACCGGAGAUCACGAUUGAUCCAAGUUAAAUGGACUCGAAUGAG
Pseudomyrmex gracilis is the source of this 2522-nucleotide messenger RNA. RefSeq names its product potassium/sodium hyperpolarization-activated cyclic nucleotide-gated channel 1-like. Gene Ontology annotation, biological process: potassium ion transport. Gene Ontology annotation, cellular component: membrane. The record is from RefSeq and is a predicted model, not a curated record. Gene Ontology annotation, molecular function: voltage-gated potassium channel activity. NCBI's taxonomy places the organism in Eukaryota, Metazoa, Arthropoda, Insecta, Hymenoptera, Formicidae. Bases 10 to 1674 code for a protein of 554 amino acids. The transcript is spliced from 9 exons.